AUGGCGAACCUUCGAACAGAAUCCUCUCCCAAGCCAGAGCUGCCUGAACCUUCGCUGUUGGCGAGAUACACGUGUGCAUCCAUUCUAAUGGGAAUCUUCGCAAUAUGGGGCAAAUACACAUUUGUGAACGAAGCAGAACUACAAGUUGGAGAAGACCUUCAUGAUUACAAAGUUCCUCUUGGCUUUACUGUGUUCUACCUCGUGAGCCUCCCCCUGAUGAGAGAAAUGGUGGAUAGGUUUGCCAUUGUGGAUAUGAAACUUCUUUUGAAGGAAUCCAUGAUUCUUUACAACGCUGCCCAGGUUGCGCUGAACGCCUGGAUGGUCUAUAAAAUGGUAGAUGCAGUUCUUUUCCGUGGUCACCCCUUUGUGGGCAGUAUAACCGCUCCUCUCGAAGCAGGAGCAAGCUACGCUGUCUGGGUGCACUAUUGUGAUAAGUACCUGGAGUUCAUUGACACUUACUUCAUGGUGUUGAGGGGCAAAAUGGAUCAGGUCUCUUUUCUCCAUGUGUACCAUCACUUCACAAUAUCUUGGGCCUGGUGGAUUGGAGUUUGGUUAUGGCCCCAUGGAGACUGCUACUUUGGAGCUCUCUUGAACUCGCUAAUACAUGUCAUGAUGUACUCAUACUACACUCUUAGUCUGUUGAGGGUCUCCUGCCCCUGGAAAAAGUACCUGACAAUGGCACAACUUACUCAGUUCACAACGGUAGUCAUAUAUUCAGUUGUGAGCUUCUGUUCUCUACCGGAAGAAAGCACCUGGAGGCAUGUGGUUGGCCUGGGUACUCAGGUCUUUGAAAUGACGAGCUUGUUCGUCAUGUUCAUGCAUUUCUACAGGAAGUCAUACAACAAAGGAAAGAAAGCAAGCCUACCAAAGGCUCCCGAAAAACUUGUAAACAUCGAGAAAACCGAAUCCACCAGCAGCACCGGAAGCAGUGAAUCAUCUCCCAGGGCCAGCGAAACAUCGGACACUGGAUCUGAGCAAUCAGAAUCUGACUCUGAACAGAGUGACUGA
This is a messenger RNA of Seminavis robusta, 1008 nucleotides long. NCBI's taxonomy places the organism in Eukaryota, Bacillariophyta, Bacillariophyceae, Naviculales, Naviculaceae. The record is from the annotation of a GenBank genome assembly.